Nothoprocta perdicaria is the source of this 1052-nucleotide messenger RNA. RefSeq lists its product as uncharacterized. Lineage: Eukaryota; Metazoa; Chordata; Aves; Tinamiformes; Tinamidae. The record is from RefSeq and is a predicted model, not a curated record. The transcript has 7 exons. The coding region runs from base 3 to 656 and encodes 217 amino acids.
GUAUGGAGUGCGGCUCUCUGCUUCUGUUUGUGGCUAAUGAUAUAUCCAGGAUGGAUUGUGACGAGGCUGCAGGACUUCUGAUUGCCAAGGGACCCCAAGCAGCAGCCACUCUUGAUCUUGUUUCCUGUAGGAGCAGUCACUUGGAGGGAAGAGAGAAAUACCUGUGUUCCGCGCUGGAGGAUUGUAGCAUUCAGCGGAGCGGAGCUCGAUGGUCUUCAGAGCAACUCAGCACACAAAAGAGGCUUUCCCCGAGCAAAACGCAAGAGUGCGAAUCCCAGGAGCCAAACGCCCUCCAGAAGAGAAAAGCAGCAGCAUCUAUUAAUUUGUCAAGGAACCUGUUGGAGCCUGCCUUGAUUUUCAAACUCUUGUCCUCCAAUUCUGUGUUGGUAACAGAGUGCCGAGUUUCUGACGUAUUUGGAAGUGGCUUCCUUUUCUGUAGCACUUCUCGUGAGAGCCGCAUCACAAGCGUCAGUGGCAGCAGGAGCUCGAGUCAGGAUGGCUCUGGGAUGGAAGAGCUCGGAGCACCCAUAAGACAGCACUCCACUCCUGAGCCAGCUGGCGCUCACACGGUGCCCGGACCGCCGCUCACUGUGCAGGACGGUCUUUCGGGAGAGCAGGAUAGCGCUGCUGGGAAACCUGGACACGAGCAGAGCUGAUGGAUGAAACUCAAUGUUCUCUGUUAGACAAGAAGUCACUCCAAGGGACCGUUGGGUCUGGCGUGCUCCACACUGAAUAUAUAGCUCCACAAUGAACACUGCAAGAGUAAGGCUUGUAUUAGCUUUCAAAAUCUAAUGAGGAGCUGAGAGGUAGGAGCAUGAAGAUGGAAGUCCUCCAAAAAGGAGACAUUUAUUACACCGUGACUUCGUUUGUAAGACUUAGUAUAUUUUUUUUAUUGCUCCAAGAGUCUGCUCAGUAAUUGGUGCUGCCCUAUUAUUGCAACAGAAUUAAUUGCACAGUGGCUAUUUCUAAGCACUAGGGAUCYUCUCCAGGCAGCGAUGGACGAAAUAGCUCAACGUUCGUAACCUUCAGAUCUGGACCAGCGUGGGAGUUCU